AGCCGCGGCCUGCAGUGGAGCCGCAGCCCGGAGCAGCAGCCGCGGGAGCGGCGGGGCCUGGAGAGACUCAGCGCUGGCCGGCCGGGGCCCCCCGCACCGAAGCCCGGGGAGCGCUCCUGGGACGAAGCCAAGGCCCGGCGGAAGGCGGCGGAGGCGGCCGCUCAGCCUCGCGAGCCGCCGCGGCCUCCCGCGGUAGCCGGGCCCGGGCAAGAGGAGCUGGGGCCUGGGGGGAAACCAGGGACAGCCUCCGGGCAGCCAGGGUGGGGGGGACACCCCCGUAGCCUGUCAGGGUGGGGGAAGAGACCCUGCCCGCCGCCCCUCGCCCCAUCCGCAGCCGUGAGGGGACACCCCGUUAGGCAGCCCCUCGCCCGGCGUGGGGGGACGGCCCGGCGGCCCCUCGCCGCCCCCGCCUCGCUGGCAGGCCUGGGCGAACCCGCCUGCCAGCCCCCUUUCCCGCAGCUGGCGGCAGAGACACUUGCCUUCUUCUCUGCUAACGAGCCAAGGGUGGGUGAAGGCCCCGGCACUAAGCCCUGGUAACUAUCUAGAAGCAGGUCUGCACUUCGCUGUGGAAUAGAGCCUUUUGGAGCUCCCUCUGUACCACUUCAAGGGAGAGGCAUCCUCAGACCACAGUUUCUGAGCAUUGUGAGAAUAACCCUUACCACUUACUCCCCCUGCUACUGGGGAAAUUCCUCCCUGAAGCAGGAGACAGCCCUUCCCUAGCUCUUUCCUAGAGGACGUAGUAAGAGGGGAGUCUUCACAGAAGAAACCCCAUAUGCCCAAGAAAGGCAGUCCCCAAGACAGAAAUAACCAGGAGCUCCAGAAUUUACCUAGUAGUUUUAAUUAGCAGGCAGCAGAGAAGGCAAAACAAGGGAGAGAAAGCAGAGGCAGAUUUAGAUAUUCUUCCCUUUUCCAGUUGCUGAUAGCCAUUGGAGAUAAUUUACAAUACCAACCUCAUCCUCCUUCAUCCCAAGGAAGAUUCCCCCAUCCCCUAAUUGCAAGAGGUUGUCUUCAAAUAUCCUGUGCAAGGAGAGAAGACGCCCCUCCCAGUUACAGGGAAAAGGAAAAUUUUGCUGAUAAUAUCCAGAGAAAUAGCAAUAGUUUUUCUUUCAGAGAAGGAGAUUUGCCCACCCUUAAGGACAAGGUGUGCUUGAAGAGGGGAGGGAUUUAUAGGUAGGGAGAUUGGGAAAAUUGGUCUCUGAAAUAAUCUGACAAUCAGUGAAAAAGCUGUCUCCCAGGAAAAUACCCCUUUAUUAGCUGCUAAAAAGGACAGAGAAUCUCCAUCCUGGGAUAAACCCAACAGUUCUAGGGGACUGACAAUCUCAGGCAGAUUGUUUUAAUAUUCAAGAUCCUGAUUUCAUCCACAAUCCCUUCGCCCUCAAAAUAUUUAUUGAAGAAGCUCUUGGAAUAGCUGACAGCAACACUGCAAGGAUGGGUCUCAGAGAAGGAGUGUGAAGGACCCCAGAAACCAGCAGUGAAGAUAAUUCACCUCCCUCCAGAAAAUCUUCCAAACAACAUACUCCUGCUCCCAGCAUCAUGGCCUCUGACCUGGAAAGCAGCCUCACUUCCAUAGACUGGCUCCCACAGCUUACUUUAAGGGCUACUAUUGAAAAAUUAGGGGGUUCCUCACAAGCAGGACCUCCAGGUGCUGCCCGAAAGUGUCCCCCAGGCUCACCGACAGAUCCCAAUGCCACCCUGAGUAAGGAUGAGGCUGCAGUGCACCAAGAUGGGAAGCCACGAUACAGCUAUGCCACAUUGAUCACAUAUGCCAUCAACUCAUCACCUGCCAAGAAGAUGACGCUUAGUGAGAUCUACCGUUGGAUCUGUGACAACUUUCCCUACUACAAAAAUGCUGGUAUUGGUUGGAAGAAUUCUAUUCGUCAUAACCUCUCUCUGAAUAAAUGUUUUCGAAAGGUGCCUCGGCCAAGAGAUGAUCCUGGGAAGGGUUCUUAUUGGACAAUAGAUACAUGUCCAGAUAUAUCUCGCAAGAGGCGGCAUCCUCCAGAUGAUGACAUACCACAAGACUCACCAGAGCAAGAGGCAAGUAAAAGCCCCCGAGGGGCUGUUCCAGUCAGCACAGAAGCUUCUCUACCACCUGAGGCCACCCCUCAGCUGUCGCUCCAGAGCACCACCCCUAUUGCCAACUACAGUCAGCAGAGUGCAGGGCCUGUGGAUGUUGCCUCUUCUGUAGCAGGGGGGCAGGGCCGUGAAGGGGCUGAUGUGCCACCACCAUUGUACAGUGCCAACCAUGACUUCAAAUUCUCCUACUCUGAGAUCAACUUCCAGGAUCUUAGCUGGUCCUUCCGAAACCUCUACAAAUCCAUGCUGGAGAAAUCAUCUUCCUCUCAGCACGGUUUCUCUUCUCUCCUUGGUGAUAUGCAGCCCUCCAACCACAACUACUACAUGUACCAGCAGCAGCAGCAGCAAGGCCCCUCGUCGGUGGGCACUGCUCCCCCGCUCCACACUCCAACCCCAGAAGGCUGCCCAUCCCAAGGGGGAAAGCAGCAGGGUGGUGAAGGUUAUGGCCCUCCACCAGUGAUGUCCAUGCACCCGCCCCCAAUGCAGCAUGGAGGCUACCACCAGCAUCAACAACAUCACCCACAUUCCCACCCACAGCAGCAGGCACAUCAGCACCAGCAGCAGCAGCAGUCACAGGCUUCAAUCAACAAUGCUGGCUUUGUGUUUCCCCCUGAUUGGUGCUCCAACAUUGAUUCCCUGAAGGAAAGUUUCAAGAUGGUAAACCGGCUGAACUGGUCUAGCAUUGAGCACUCCCAGUUUUCAGAGCUGAUGGAGAGUCUGCGCCAGGCUGAGCGGAAGAACUGGACGCUGGAUCAACACCAUAUUGCCAACCUCUGUGACUCCCUUAAUCACUUCCUUACCCAGACUGGUCAGCUCCCUCAUCUAGUUGGCCCACAGCAGCCCCCUCGGAUCUCUGAUUCUUGUGCCCUGAACAGUGGCAAACAGGAACAAUCCAUGAACCAAGUGAACUCCUAUGGUCAGCCCCAGCCUCCCCAUCUCUUCUCUGGGCCAUCUCCUAUGUACCAGAUUUCCACCCAGGACUCUCCAGGAUAUAAUCGCCCAGCUCACCAUCUGGUCCCUCGGCCUCCAGGGCCGCCUCCAGGUGCCAAUGAAGAAAUCCCCGAUGAUUUUGACUGGGACUUGAUCACCUAGCAAGUGACAGACUCGAUAGCCCAUCCUUCGUGAGGGAUGCAGGAAGGGAGGGGGACACGGGGUCAAUGGUGCCAGCACCACCCUCCCCAGCCUCCCUGCCUUGCCUGUAUAUAGAUAUAUAUUCUCUAUCUCCGCCAGAGAAGCCACCGCAAGAUGCUGCCGAAGAUAAUCCUUCCUUGCGUCCUGUUUUAUCUUCUUUUUCUUCUUUUGUUUAUUAUUAUUAUUGUUAUUAUUAUUACCAAUAAUUGAGCACAGCCCUCCCCCUCCUCUGGUGGCCUCGGACGCAUCAGAUUGGCUCUUUCAUGUUGCGUGGUGCCCUGUGGAGGGCGGAAAGAUUGGUCCUUGGUGCUGUGAGAAGACUUCGGAAGGCCGAAUCCUUGAGUGCAUCUUUCUCUGCCUCCGACAUUUUGCGUUUAACAAUCCCUCUUUCCCUUCAAGGUGGCCGGUGAAUCUGCCGUAUUGGCUACUGGAGUGAGAGAGACUCGUGGACCCGGGGAACCUGUAGUUACGUUGUUUCAUAAAUGUUAUAAAGGUCGGGGGGCUAAAGGGAUGCUGGAAAGGGGGUCUUAGCUCUGUGAACUUUCUCGAGCCAGCAGGAAAAGCAAGAAGAGAAGUAAGAGCUCCCAACUACAAAGAGAGGGUUAUCCCUGGGGUAGGGAGAGCUGAGCUGAGCUGAGCUGGGAGGGUAGACCUGAGUUUGGAGAGAAGGAGGAUGUGGCAGAGAUGGUAUUUCAGCAGAGAAGUUGGGUUUCAGAAUGCAGGGCCAUCUGUGAAGACUGAGAACAAUUCUGAGGGAAUCCUGACCCAUUUUCAGCACUGCCUUUUGCAGUCUCCAGGUGCAGCUUACAUACUCAUCAGGUAAAAGAAGCAGUCAGGGGUGUCACGUGUGAUUCAGCAAAUUGUAUUCCCCAGAACUUUCCAUUUCACCCCCCACCCCUUCAAACCCCCUUUCAAAGUCUCUGGUGAGGCUCUGACUCGCAAAUUUGGAAGUUUCCUGCCAUCAGCAUUUGUUGGGUUGUUACGUUUCCAUCUGCCCCUCCUGUUCCUGCAGAGACUGUCCUGGUUGGGGGUGGCAAGUACCCUGCAGCACAGGGAGUCCCAAGUUCUGUCCAUGGCUCUGCUUUGUGAACAGGCUCCUGGCAGGGACAGGAAGCUGCUGCUUGUAGUGAGGUUGACUGAGGGCACUUCUGGUCGAAGGGCUGGACCCUCUGGUCAAGUUAACUGGGAGGCCUCCACAAGUGGUUUUUUAAGAGGCACAUGAAAGGAUGAAGUGGGGUAGUUUUUAAGGCAAACUGCCAAAGAGUGUAGUAUAAAAGGGAAGAGGGUGGGUCAGAGCCCUUGCAGUUCAGCUGGGGAGGCAAUGGAAUCCAGUGUGAAUCACAAAGGGUGAGUUUUGUCAGCACAUGCAAAUCAGGAAGGUGGAAAAGGUGCAGGAGCAGGGGUGUGUUGAGAUGCCUCCUCCCAAAGCUGUGUCCUGUGUUCCCCUUUUUGGUUCUAUUCUGUAUUUUGUAAAGCCUCUCCCCCAGCCCUUAUUCCCAGUUUACGAGUGAAGGGAACCAAGAUGGAAAUAAAAUGCAAUGGUUGCUCGACAGACCUGGGGCAGGGGAGUGAUAAUGUCUAGUCUGACUGCAGGAAGGUGGAGAACUAGCAUUGCUUCUUAAAUUUGCUGUCAGGAUAAGCUAAUUGGAUCUUUGCCAAGGAAGUGGACAGAGUCUCAUUGUAUGGGGGGGGGAUGGGAUGGGACAUUUUUGUUUGUUUUCUGUUUGUGGUUUUUUUUUCUUUUAAGUGUGUGGUUGGGGAGGGGGGGAAUUCGUCAUUGAGUGUUUCCAAGAGAAAUGAGGAAUCCCAGACAACUUCUACAUGGAGUCAGCUGUUAUCUCUGCUGCCUCCGAGUGGGAAUGAUACAGCUUGGAAGCACUUGUGAUGGGUUUCUGCAGAAAGUGGCACCAGAGACAACCACGAGAGACAACCUCUGGUAGGUGCCAGCUAGUGUUUUGCAGAGGGUGUUACUGAGAGCCAGCCCUGUGGAAGUCUGAAAACAGCACUGAAAGAAAACCAAACCCAAGAUGGCUCCUUCUGCCUAUCCAAGUGCUCCUCAUUUGCAUAUUUGCCUCAUUUGUGUAUUAAGUUGCGCCUCGUUUGCAUCUGUAAAUACAUGCCGGUCAGUGUGCAAAUUAGCCUCGUUCCUCUGCCCCUGAAGUAAACAUGUGCGUUGUGAGCACGCGGAGGGUGCGGGGCCCAGUGGGCCCCUGGGGCCGGCCUGGCGCACCCCCGUGCUUUGUGUCAGUUGUCAGGGAGAGAGGCGCGCGGUCUCACGAGUUUAUUUUUGUGCAUGCUUUCUUAAUAAAAACAAAAAGUGAAUGUUUAUGGUUUAA
This is a messenger RNA of Colius striatus (speckled mousebird), 5543 nucleotides long. RefSeq names its product forkhead box J2 (gene FOXJ2). Gene Ontology annotation, biological process: regulation of transcription by RNA polymerase II. Gene Ontology annotation, cellular component: nucleus. The transcript has 11 exons. The coding region runs from base 1534 to 3168 and encodes 544 amino acids. The record is from RefSeq and is a predicted model, not a curated record. Gene Ontology annotation, molecular function: DNA-binding transcription factor activity, RNA polymerase II-specific; RNA polymerase II cis-regulatory region sequence-specific DNA binding. NCBI's taxonomy places the organism in Eukaryota, Metazoa, Chordata, Aves, Coliiformes, Coliidae.